CCUAUAUACAUAUGUUCCAUUUUCUGUUUACUAUGAUUGUAUCACCGAAAGACUAAUCCGAAGACCCCUUCCGCUCGCUCUAUGGCCAGCGGACCAGCCAUUUCCAGUUUCCAUUUCCCUCCAGGAGUCCGAUUUCAUCCCUCAGACCAAGAGCUAAUUGUUUAUUACCUAUUCAACAAGGUGAACUCUCAUCCCCUUCCUGCCUGCAUCAUCACAGAUGUUGAGUUUUAUAACUAUAACCCUUGGGACCUACCUAAGUUGGCCAUCUUUGGAGAGAAUGAAUGGUUCUUUUUCAGUCCAAGGGAUCGCAAGUAUCCAAAUGGAGUCAGACCUAACAGGACAACGGCUUCAGGGUACUGGAAGGCUACUGGAACUGACAGGCCAAUUCUUAGCCCUGAUGGAUCACAAAUUGGUGUGAAGAAAGCUUUGGUGUUCUAUAUUGGAAAGGCCCCCAGUGGCCUGAAAACUGACUGGAACUUGAUGGAGUACAGACUCCCAGACACCUCAAUUAAGCCAUCAAGACCAAAAGGGUCGUCUAUGAGAUUGGAUGAUUGGGUACUUUGUCGGGUUCGACAAAAAGGCAACAUGUCAAAGAAUGCAUGGGAGGCUCAGCCAAGUCCCCAAGAAUUGCUGCUGAGUUACCUUCCAAAUAACGAAAAGCCCCCUUCAGUAAAUGAUGAUCCACUAAGGGACGUACACACACACUAUUUGUUAACUAAAGAAAAUUCCUUAAUAUACUCCAUGUUUAUGCAAGGUCUCAUCCCCUUGGAGAACAUUCUUAGAGCAGCCUCUCAGUUCAGCAGUGAUGGAAAGUAUUAUACAGGCUACGAACAUGAGUCAGGCAAAGUGAACACUCAAGUAACAAACUCUAGCUUGCAGAGUUUCUUCGGAUCUUCAAAGAGAAAACAUGAUGAUUUGAUCAAGACAAUCUCUGAUGGGAACAAGAAUGAGGAUUUUCUGUUAAGCAACAUGCUGGCCACCAACCACAGAAACUUCUAUAAUGAAAAUCAGCCUCCAGUUGACACCUUCAGUGAAAUCCAAUACCAAAUGCCAUGAUGAGCCUAAAGAAGGUUAACAUCUCUGCAUCAUCAGAUUGGUCUAUACCUACCUUCAAUUUACUGCAAAGCUAUCAUGUUCUAAUAAUGAUCACAAAUAACACACGUACUAAAUAAUAUGGUGUAAGAUAUUCAUAAGGUACACAAAUCAAAUCAUCUGAGCACAUCACAUUGUCACAUAAAUAAUGUCAUAGCUUGCUAGCAUCAAUCAAUAAAGUAAAAAAGCCUCAUGUGUGCAUAACAACCUCAUAAAGUCAUAAUGCAAUUUAU
This is a messenger RNA of Ipomoea nil (Japanese morning glory), 1325 nucleotides long. RefSeq names its product NAC transcription factor 29-like. The coding region runs from base 82 to 1056 and encodes 324 amino acids. The record is from RefSeq and is a predicted model, not a curated record. Gene Ontology annotation, biological process: regulation of DNA-templated transcription. The transcript is spliced from 3 exons. Gene Ontology annotation, molecular function: DNA binding. Lineage: Eukaryota; Viridiplantae; Streptophyta; Magnoliopsida; Solanales; Convolvulaceae.